GUCCCACGUCUACUCCCUUCUGCCUCUCCUUUCAGCUUCUUCCACCUUUUGAAAUAAUUCACUGAUAAUGUCCGCGUAUCCUGCAUUCAUAAUGGGAGGUCUAUGUGCCGUUGGUGGUGUUAUUGGCUUUGCUCGGACUCGAUCUAUACCAUCAAUUGUUGCAGGCGUUGGUGUUGGUGCACUAUACCUUUGGAGUGCGGAUAGCAUACGAAAAGGAACUACCAACGGAGUUGAAGCUGCUUUAGGUGCCUCUGCACUACUCUUCCUGUCUUCGGUCCCCCGAUUUCGGAAAGGGCCCGUACCUGCCAUGUUGACUACCACGUCGACCGCUGCCGCUUUGUACUACGGAAAUCUUUACAUGAAGAUAAAGAACAACUGAUUCUCGGUCACUUUUCGAUUGCGGCAUCUAUGUAAUGUGGACGAACUAGUUUGGUCCCUUGUCUGUAUUUCAUUUGGAAUUGAAUUGAAUACUACGUUUUUCUGUCGUUCAC
Marasmius oreades (fairy-ring Marasmius) is the source of this 491-nucleotide messenger RNA. RefSeq lists its product as uncharacterized. Bases 68 to 379 code for a protein of 103 amino acids. Gene Ontology annotation, cellular component: membrane. The transcript is spliced from 4 exons. NCBI's taxonomy places the organism in Eukaryota, Fungi, Basidiomycota, Agaricomycetes, Agaricales, Marasmiaceae. The record is from RefSeq and is a predicted model, not a curated record.